AUGCUCUUCAGUUAUCUCCUACUACUAGUACCAGAAGAUUGUCACCAUAUGGCGAACAACAAUUGCAUCCAUUUCACGUAUCGACUAGGCAAGAUUUGUUACCACAAGAUUAUAACAAUUUUUCCCAGUGGUUAAUUCGACAAUGCACACGAGAUUCUAACUUCCUGAGCUGUAUUUUGGUUACUGGUGAAUCUUGCUUUACAAGAAACGGGAUUCUUAAUUUUCGAAAUACCCAUACUUGGGCUGAAGAAAACCCUCAUACGACUGCUGUCGGAGAUUUCCUACUUACCUUUUCUUUAAAUGUCUGA
This is a messenger RNA of Nezara viridula (southern green stink bug), 308 nucleotides long. The record is from the annotation of a GenBank genome assembly. Lineage: Eukaryota; Metazoa; Arthropoda; Insecta; Hemiptera; Pentatomidae.